AUGACAACUUCUGGUCACAGUAAGGCACCACCGACAAGUACAGAGCCACUAACCACGAUACCAACACUAUCAGGAACUACGACGGAUAUAUCAACAACAUCCGGGACCCCAACACCUACUACAGAAUCUCCCUGCGAUGGCUGCUGGAGUGAGUGGAUAGACACGUGGAAGCCCAGUCCUACAAAUGGUGGUGAUUUUGAGAUUUUGGAAAAAAUCACGAUAGAUUAUCCAGUCUGCAGAAUGCCCUAUGAAAUUGAAUGUAGAGAAAAAAACUUCAAAACUCCAUACCAAAGUACUGGUCAACGCGUAACCUGCAAGACUAAUGAAGGAUUGAUGUGUCUGAAUAGUGAUAAUUUUGGAGUUUGCUACAACUAUGAAAUUAGAUUGUGUUGUCCUUGUAAUUUGACCACAAUUCCACCAACGACGUCAACAGUGCAGCCAACAACUACACUAACGGUUACCACAACUGAAGAACCAACUACUACGCUCACGUCAACAGUGCAGCCAACAACUACAUUAACGGUUACCACAACUGAAGAACCAACUACUACGCUCAUGUCAACAGUGCAGCCAACAACUACACCAACAUUUACCACAACCGAAGAACCAACUACUACGCUGACGUCAACAGUGCAACCAACCACUACACCAACAAUAAUCACAUCUAAAGAACCAACUACUACGCUCACGUCAACAGUCCAGCCAACAACUACACCAACAAUUACCACAACCGAAGAACCAACUACUACGCUGACGUCAACAGUGCAGCCAACAACUACACCAACAGUUGCCACAACGGAAAUAAAAACUACUACACUUACAACGACAGAAGGGCCACGUGAACCAUUUAAAUGCGAAUUUGACUGCGACUUUUUUAAUUCCUUUGAUGGAAAUAGUUUUUACUUUAAAGUUUGUGAUGACAUCAUUACAAAAACAGUUGGAGAUGUAGAUCCAUUUGAAGUGAUAGUUCGUCGACCGCUGGGUGAUAGAAAUUCCUGUUGCCUCUGUGACUUUGAACUGGAAGUGAAUAUGGAUCGGUAUUCAAUAGUCGUCUAUACUGUCGAUAGUCACGUUUUAAGUGUGAAUUCUAUACCUGUCAGUCUCGGUCAGCUUCAAGCAUUUAGUCAGACUAUAAAAGCGGAAUCCGGAAUGACUAUAAAAAAGACUGGAAAGACUGUUGUGAUCGAGUCUGAUAUUGGUAUCACUAUAAAGUGGAAAGAUAACAGACUACUGCAUAUAUACGUAGCUAGAGAACUUGAGGGUGCACUAAAUGGACUGUGUAGUAUACCUAACGACGAUCCAGAAGAUGAUGUUCCACCCAGCACUUUUCAGCCAGCUUGCAAUUGCAGCGAUUCUGAAUGUCGUAACUGUUCUACAAUUUACCCUAACUUACCAAAUAUAUGCGACCGUCUAUGGGAUCUUGAAUUUUCUCAUUGUGAACAGUUUGUGGAUAUCAGCAAAUAUGUAGACAUGUGUAAAGAAAAUAUUUGCGAUUGUGUUGAGAAAGCAUACAUGAAAAAUGAAGAUCUGGUUUUCGAUGACGUAAACAAUACAUGUGGUUGUGAAAUAUUUGAAAACUUCAUAUACGAAUGUAACAAUCACCCAGAAAAUCCUACUUGUUUUGAAUGGCGAACUCCGGAACGUUGUCCUGGCAAUGUAUGUCCCAUUGGCCAAAUAUGGAAGGAAUGCGGCAGUACCUGUGAGUGGACAUGUGAUGUGUUUGGAAAUGAAGUGGAGGAUUGCAAAACAGGUACUUCACCUGGAUGCUACUGCCCGCCAGGCAAAGUGAAGCUUGGAGACGAAUGUGUAGAUAGAGAAGAAUGCAAAGAUUGUACCUGUGUUGGUUAUGGGGAUCCACAUUACUAUACAUUUGACAUGUUCUACUACCCCUUCCAAGGAGAGUGCACCUAUGUACUGUCACGUGACUCAUCGUCAAAUAGGGACUAUGAAAUAUACGCGUCAAAUGAGAUUUGCAUAAACGCACCAACUACUACCUGUACAUACGAGAUGACAGUGUUCUAUAAUAAUCACAGUGUUGCUGUAACUCGUGAGAGAAAGAUCUCUGUAGAUGGGGAUGAUUGGAUAAUAGUGCCGCCUAAAUAUACAGGAUAUGGAUUCGUAGUAGAACCAAAAGGUGUCUUCCAAAUCUAUGUGAGCAUUCCAGCUAUCAACCUUGAGUUAAUGUACGACUAUAUCAGUGAUUCCUUUAUACUGACUGUGCCUUCGAGUCGAUACUUCAACCAGACAGAGGGAUUGUGUGGAAUCUGUAAUAAAGAUCCAUCGGAUGAUUUGACAAUGCCGAAUGGCACAAUUACCAACAACACCGACGAGUUUGGAUUUAGCUGGCUUGUUGAUCGGAACUGCAAUAAUUCUACUAACGAAACUUGUACAGUUGGUGAUGAGCAACCGGAAAUUUGUGAUGUACUAUAUCGGCCGCCAUUUUUAAAUUGUAGCAUUUUUGUAGAAACUGGUCCAUUUUAUAACGCAUGUGUUUUUGACACCGUGUGUGGAGAGGGGCCAUGUGAUACACUGGACACUUAUGCUAGACUGUGCAACGAAAAAGGAGGGUUAUGCAUCGAAUGGCGAGAAGAAGUGGAUAUAUGCCCAUAUCCCGAAUGCGAUGAAUUAAUGGAAUACAAGGCGUGUCAUGAAGGUUGUCAGGUGUUGGGAUGCGAUGAAUGGCUAGAACGAGGUGGUGAGCAAUUUACGUGUAAAAAGGUAGAGCUAGAUGGUUGCUAUUGUCCAGAUGGACUCAUCAUGAACAGCACAGGACACUGUAUCAGCCCGGAAAUUUGCUUGCAGCCAACAACUACACCAACAGUGACAACAUCUGAAGGACCAACUACUACGCUCACGUCAACAGUGCAACCAACCACUACACCAACAAUAAUCACAUCUAAAGAACCAACUACUACGCUCACGUCAACAGUGCAGCCAACAACUACAUUAACGGUUACCACAACUGAAGAACCAACUACUACGCUCAUGUCAACAGUGCAGCCAACAACUACACCAACAAUUACCACAACUGAAGGACCAACUACUACACUGAUGUCAACAGUGCAGCCAACAACUACACUAACAAUAAUCACAUCUAAAGAACCAACUACUACGCUCACGUCAACAGUCCAGCCAACAACUACACCAACAAUUACCACAACCGAAGAACCAACUACUACGCUGACGUCAACAGUGCAGCCAACAACUACACCAACAGUUGCCACAACGGAAAUUAAAACUACUACACUUACAACGACAGAAGGGCCACGUGAACCAUUUACAUGCGAAUUUGACUGCGACUUUUUUAAUUCCUUUGAUGGAAAUAGUUUUUACUUUAAAGUUUGUGAUGACAUCAUUACAAAAACAGUUGGAGAUGUAGAUCCAUUUGAAGUGAUAGUUCGUCGACUGCUGGGUGAUAGAGAUUCCUGUUGCCUUUGUGACUUUGAACUGGAAGUGAAUAUGGAUCGGUAUUCAAUAGUCGUCUAUACUGUCGAUAGUCACGUUUUAAGUGUAAAUUCUACACCUGUCAGUCUCGGUCAGCUUCAAGCAUUUAGUCAGACUUUAAAAGCGGAAUCCGGAAUGACUAUAAAAAUGACUGGCAAGACUGUUGUGAUGGAGUCUGAUAUUGGUAUCACUAUAAAGUGGAAAGAUAACAGACUACUGCAUAUAAACGUAGCUAGAGAACUUGAGGGUGCACUAAAUGGACUGUGUGGUAUACCUAACGACGAUCCAGAAGAUGAUGUUCCACCCAGCAUUUUUCAGCCAGCUUGCAAUUGCAGCAAUUCUGAAUGUAGUAACUGUUCUACAAUUUACCCUAACUUACCAAAUAUAUGCGACAGUCUAUGGGAGCCUGUAUUUUCUCGUUGUGAACAGUUUGUGAAUAUCAGCAAAUAUGUAGACAUGUGUGAAGAACAUAUUUGCGAUUGUGUUGAGAAAGCAUACAUGAAAGAUGAAGAUCUGGUUUUCGAUGACAUAACAAAUACAUGUGCUUGUGAAAUAUUUGAAAACUUCAUGUACGAAUGUAACAAUCACCCAGAAAAUCCUACUUGUUUUGAAUGGCGAACUCCGGAACUUUGUUCUGGCAAUGUAUGUCCCAUUGACCAAAUAUGGAAGGAAUGCGGCAGUACCUGUGAGUGGACAUGUGAUGAGAGGGGAAAUCAAGUGGAGGAUUGCAAUACAGGUAGUUCACCUGGAUGCUACUGUCCGUCAGACAAAGUGAAGCUUGGAGACGAAUGUGUAGAUAGAGAAGAAUGCAAAGAUUGUACCUGUGUUGGUUAUGGGGAUCCACAUUACUAUACAUUUGACAUGUUCUACUAUCCCUUCCAAGGAGAGUGCACAUAUGUACUGUCACGUGACUCAUCAUCAAAUAGGGACUAUGAAAUAUACGCAUCAAAUGAGAUUUGCAUAAACGCACCAAAUACUACCUGUACAUACGAGAUGACAGUGUUCUAUAAUAAUCACAGUGUUGCUGUAACUCGUGAGAGAAAGAUCUCUGUAGAUGGGGAUAAUUGGAUAAUAGUGCCUCCUAAAUAUACAGGAUAUGGAUUCGUAGUAGAACCAAAAGGUGUCUUCCAAAUCUAUGUGAGCAUUCCAGCUAUCAACCUUGAGUUAAUGUACGACUAUAUCAGUGAUUCCUUUAUACUGACUGUGCCUUCGAGUCGAUACUUCAACCAGACAGAGGGAUUGUGUGGAAUCUGUAAUAAAGAUUCAUCGGAUGAUUUGACAAUGCCGAAUGGCACAUUGACCAACAACACCGACGAGUUUGGAUUUAGCUGGCUUGUUGAUCGGAACUGCACUAAUCCUACUAGCAAAACUUGUACAGUUGGUGAUGAGCAACCGGAAAUUUGUGAUGUACUAUAUCGGCCGCCAUUUUCAAAUUGUAGCAUUUUUGUAGAAACUAGUCCAUUCUAUAACGCAUGUGUUUUUGACACCGUGUGUGGAGGAGGGCCAUGUGAUACACUGGAUACCUAUGCUAGACUGUGCAACGAACAAGGAGGGUUAUGCAUCGAAUGGCGAGAAGAAGUGGAUAUAUGUCCAUAUCCCGAAUGUGAUGAAUUAAUGGAAUACAAGGCGUGUCAUGAAGGUUGUCAGGUGUUGGGAUGCGAUGAAUGGCUAGAACGAGGUGGUGAGCAAGUCACGUGCACAAAAUUAGAGCUAGAUGGUUGCUAUUGUCCAGAUGGACUCAUCAUGAACAGCACAGGACACUGUAUCAGCCCGGAAAUUUGCUCAUUUUGUGAAUAUGAUGGCAAAAAGUACGAGACGGAUGAUAGUUGGCGGAUCAACGAAUGUGAAACAGGAAGAUGCGUUAACAGAACUGUUGUUAUAAGUACCACAGUAUGCCCAACGCCACCUUCAUGUCAAUCAGACGAGCGGCUGGUAUCUACGGUUGUCGACGGAGAUUGCUGUUUGGAAUAUGAAUGUGUCUGUAACUGUGCAGCUACUAUAACACCAACGUGUCCAUUUGGUUAUGAAGAAUCAAUCACCCUCUCUGAAACACAUUGUGGAUGCCCACUUGCCACUUGUGUUCCAAGAGAAGUCUGCUUGUACAAUUCAACCAUUAUAUUUGAGCCAGGUGAAGCCAUUGAAGUUGACUAUUGUACAACGUGUACAUGCUUAGAGGAUUCGCCUGUCCCAGGGAACUUCUAUAGAUACGAUUGCAAUACACUGGGCUGUUCUAACUGUUCUGAGGGUUAUGUUUCCGUGCCUAAGGAAGGAGUUUGCUGCGGCGAGUGCAAACAAAAAUACUGUAUCGAUCCUGAAGGCAAUUACAAAAGUACUGGUGACACAUGGUCACCAACGCCAUGUGACACUUGUACAUGUGUUGAAAAUGGUGACGAGGUGAAGGAGAGUUGUGUCACUACAGCAUGUCCGCCUUUCAAUGAAUCUGCCUGUAUUGAACCAGGGUCGGUUAUCAAACUGGAUCCCUCCGGAUGCUGUCACAUUUGUGGUGAGUUUUUGCAUGGUAUUACAACGAUACUUCUGUGCAGCUACAUGUCUAAUGAGUAGUAACUGGGGCUCUAA
This is a messenger RNA of Anneissia japonica, 6021 nucleotides long. Its product is annotated as mucin-5B-like. The record is from RefSeq and is a predicted model, not a curated record. The transcript has 28 exons. Lineage: Eukaryota; Metazoa; Echinodermata; Crinoidea; Comatulida; Comatulidae. Gene Ontology annotation, molecular function: protein binding. Gene Ontology annotation, cellular component: extracellular matrix. Bases 1 to 6006 code for a protein of 2001 amino acids.